ACGGCCCGGCGUGUUCCGGUCGGAAGAGAUCAGCUGAUGUCAGUGUAAACAGUCAGUAAACAGUUGUGCGUUUAUGUGUGAGUGACUCACAGACAGAUGUAAUUCACUGUCACGCAGCUCUGCGUCGGUUACACACGGUGGACGAGGUUUGUAAAUGUAACUGUCAUGGUGUGAUGCGUCGUGUUUGCGCAGCGAGGCAGCAGGAAGCUGCUCUGAGGAUCUGAGGAUUAUCUGAGAGCAGCUACUGGUUUUACUUACCUCACCGGACUGAAGCAGCUGGAGCAAUAGGAUCAAUGGAGGAGCUGGAGCCAGAGGAACAGUUCCUGCGCUGUGCGCGUAAUGGAGAUCUGCCCGGGAUUCAGAAGCUUCUCAUGUCCAAGAUCAGGGAGGAGAUGCAGAUCAACAUCAACUGCAAAGGUAAGAGUAAGUCAAACCUGGGAUGGACGCCACUUCAUUUGGCUUGUUACUUUGGACACAAAGGUGUAGUGGAGGAACUGCUUAAGGCUGGGGCAGAUGUUAACUUGCCCAACAACAUCGGAGAUACACCACUGCACAAAGCCGCCUUCACAGGGAGAAAGGAGGUUGUCAUGCUGCUGCUGCACUAUGAUGCAUGCGCUACUGUCAUCAAUGGGACAGCACAGAUUCCCAAGGAUGUCACUCAAAAUGCAGAGAUCAGAAGCAUGCUGGAAGCGGCUGAAAGAACCGAGGAGAGGAAACUGGAGGAGAAACUUUUGGAUGCAGCACGAGAAGGAGACUUUUCAACUCUGGCUCAGCUGCUCAGCAUGAAGAAGCCUCCAGACAUCAACUGCACAGAUCUGCUGGGUAACACUCCGCUGCACUGUGCAGCGUAUCGGGGCCAAAGGCAGUGUGCCCUGAAGCUACUCAAGAAUGGAGCCAGCCCCAACAUCAGCAACAAGAAAGGACAGACCGUGUUUGACCUGGCCAGUGACACAACAAUGAAGCAGGUUCUUGACGGGAGCGUUCACCGAGGCAUGACUCGCCAUGUCAAGAAGUAUGAAGGACUUCUGUGGAAGAGCUCCAGAUUCUUUGGCUGGCGCUCAUACUGGGUCAUCCUCCAGGACGGGGUUUUAUCCUGGUACUCAAAACAGUCAGAUGCAGCUUCUAAUGUCAGAAGACAAGGCUGUAAGGCACUGACACACGCUCACUGUUUGAUCCGAGCCAAAGAUAUCUGCUUUUUUACCCUCAAGUGCUUUGAUGACAGCGUGCAUCACUUCAAGGUUUCGCCAAAAAAUGACCCAGAGGCAACGAGAAAAGCAUGGCUGGAUGCCCUGGAGGAGCAUACGGCUUACAGCACUCACUACUGCUCCCAAGAGCAAGGCAGCGAGGAGGAGGAUGACGACGGGCCAGUGAUGUCGCUGGGGGAGUUAUCAGAUUCACUACAGGCAGCGGAGGAGAGCCAGAAAAAGCUGGAGAAAGAGGUGGCAGCUUUCCUGUCCAUGGUGAAAAAUGACGCACUUGCACAGAGCUUUUCGUCUACUGUACUGCAGAAAAUGCAAGACAUCUGUGAGUUGUCCAGUCAGACCAGUGCCAGUCUUGGUGGCUGUCUCAGCCUCUUGUCCAAACAGGAGGGGGUGCGCACUGUGAAAUUGGAGCAGGAGGUUGAGAAGAAUAAGAUCCUCUCUGAAGCACUGCAGACUCUGGCCACAGAGCACCACGAACUUGAGCAAUCCAUCGUCAAAGGAUCGCCGCCGCACAGUGCCCUCAGCGAAGAUGAGUUCCACGACGCCGUGUCUGACUCGGAUUCAGAUCUCUCUGUGAGCGGCUUUGAGACGGUUGCCAGCCAUUCCUUUGAGGAGGACGAAGAGGAGGACCAAGGCUCUGUCAUGUUAAGCAGCCCUUGCGGCAGCCCCACCAGCAUGUUGCAGGACGAUCACCAUAGCAACAAAGAUGAGACUCAGCCCAAUGGGAUCACAAAACGCAGGAGCAGUCUGCCUGCACCGAUGUUUUCAAGAAACGAUUUCAGCAUUUGGAGUAUCCUGAGGAACUGUAUUGGAAUGGAACUCUCCAAGAUUACAAUGCCAGUAAUUUUCAACGAGCCGCUGAGUUUUCUGCAGCGUCUGACAGAGUACAUGGAGCACACGUACCUCAUCCACCAAGCCCAUGUCUCCUCAGACUCUAUUGAGAGAAUGAAGUGUGUGGCAUCAUUUGCAGUGUCUGCUGUGGCCUCCCAGUGGGAGCGAACAGGAAAACCUUUCAACCCUCUGCUGGGAGAAACUUAUGAGCUGGUCAGAGAGGAUCUGGGUUUCAGGCUCAUAUCAGAGCAGGUGAGCCACCACCCUCCAGUCAGUGCCUUCCACGCUGAGGGUCUCAAACAAGAUUUUGUGUUUCAUGGAUCCAUCUACCCCAAACUCAAGUUCUGGGGCAAGAGUGUGGAAGCUGAGCCAAAGGGCAUUAUGACACUGGAGUUGCCCGAGUACAAUGAAGCCUACACAUGGACGAAUCCUACAUGCUGUGUUCACAACAUCAUCGUUGGCCAGCUGUGGAUUGAGCAGUAUGGAAAUGUGGAGGUGAUUAACCACAGGACUGGAGAACGGUGCUUCCUGAAUUUCAAACCAUGUGGCCUUUUUGGCAAAGAAUUACACAAGGUCGAAGGUUAUAUAGUGGAUAAAAGCAAAAAGAAACUGUGUGCUCUCUAUGGAAAAUGGACAGAGUGUCUGUAUGUUAUUGACGCCGCUGCCUUCGAAGCACAUAAGAAAAAUGACAAGCGAGGGGCAGCGGAGAAAAAGAGCAGCAACGUGAGUUGCAGUGGGGAUCAGGAGGCUGCGGCUUCACCUGCUGCUGACACUGUGGAGGUGAUUCCUGGCAGCCAGCUGCUGUGGAGAAUCGCUCCAAGACCAGCCAACUCUGUCCAGAUGUACAGCUUCACGUCCUUUGCGAUGCAGCUGAACGAGCUGCACAAGGACAUGGAGGGAGUCAUUCCCCAGACGGACUGCAGACGGAGACCCGACAUAAGAGCCAUGGAGAACGGCGACAUCGAUCUCGCCAGUGAGGAGAAGAAGAGACUUGAGGAGAAACAGAGAGCUGCUCGUAAAAACCGCGCCAAAUGUGACGAAGAGUGGAAAACAAAGAAUCCUGCCCUGGGUCCAAGAUGGUUUCAACAGGGCCAAAACCCCCACAACAAGUCCCAGGACUGGCUCUUUUCUGGUGGAUACUGGGACAGGGAAUACAGUCAGCUUCCAGAUAUUUACUGAUGGACAUUUCUGCACACAUGAAUGUCUACUCACUAUACAGUGUCAUCUGUACUGUGCAGCAUUAAUAGAACAUCUACACUAACUCCAAUGCAAUAUGAAACCAUUCUACUUACACUGUGUGGCCUUAAUCUACUUUAAAAUGAUAAAACUCUAUCAAAUGUCAGUAAUCGAUAUGUAAAAUCUUGCCUUUGUAUUUAUACUGGGAACUCUUCAUAGUAACGGUCUUUUAGCACAGUGGAGAAGUGCUAAUUAAUAGACAUUUUAAUGUCCACUUGUCGUCUUUUAAACGUGUUCACAAUCUAAAUGUAUAUCUGUGUAUAUACUUCACACAAAUUGAGCCAACGGUGACCUCAACAUGUCGUUUACUGCAGAAAACUCGCAAAAAUACUAUCAGUUCAGUUCAUGUGAUGAGUAUUUUCAUGUAUUUUCCCUUAUGAAAAAACAUAAGAAACAUACAGUACUUUUUGUAACACUACUGUAUGACACAGUUUUGAUUGUUUUUGCGUCUGUUACACAUUAUUCUAUAAUAUACACACUUUGUUUGUUUGUUUGUGUGUUUGUUGCUGAAAAAGUAAAAUGUAUGUAUUGUCCAGUCUCUCAGACAGACUGAACUAUCUCGGUUGGAGGUUUUAAAGUCACAUGAUGUAAAAAAUUUUGAAUUUUAUGGUGUUUGCCCUCCAUAUAGAGCGUUAUUCUAUUUCAUUGCAAUUUCUUAAGAUUGCCGGACAGAUUUCAGUAGAAUCUGAAAAUAAAGUAAAGUGUGAUCUGAUCAAAUGGAAA
Solea senegalensis (Senegalese sole) is the source of this 3992-nucleotide messenger RNA. RefSeq names its product oxysterol binding protein-like 1A (gene osbpl1a). Gene Ontology annotation, molecular function: cholesterol binding; protein binding. The coding region runs from base 294 to 3212 and encodes 972 amino acids. Lineage: Eukaryota; Metazoa; Chordata; Actinopteri; Pleuronectiformes; Soleidae. Gene Ontology annotation, cellular component: membrane; intracellular membrane-bounded organelle; cytosol. The record is from RefSeq and is a predicted model, not a curated record. The transcript has 29 exons.